Molecule: messenger RNA, 1554 nt
Organism: Lentinula edodes (shiitake mushroom)
Lineage: Eukaryota; Fungi; Basidiomycota; Agaricomycetes; Agaricales; Omphalotaceae
Product: auxin efflux carrier
Exons: 8
Coding region: 1-1554 (517 amino acids)
Biological process (GO): transmembrane transport
Cellular component (GO): membrane
Source: RefSeq, a predicted model, not a curated record
AUGAUUGCAACAAAUUCGGCGGGAUUCCUCAUUUACGAGGGAGUUAUGCCUCUGUUGAAGACCUACAUUGCUAUAUUCAUCGGCUACAUUGUUGCCCGGACGGGUUUGUUUCCUCCUGCGGCAUCCCGAAGCUCUUCCCAGUUGACUAUGAAUGUCGCAUUACCUUGCCUUAUCUUCUCCAAUAUCGUGCCAGCCUUCACGCCGUCGAACAUAUCCGCUAUCGGUCCGCUGAUGUUAUUGGCUGUGAUAUACAUUCUUGUGGGCUUUGCAUCGGGGCUGAUAAUCAGAGAAAUAUGUUUCGUACCGAGGAACUUCUGGCAAGGAAUCAUAAUUGCUGCCGGGAUGAGCAAUUGGGGAAAUUUGCCAACAUCCGUCGUUCAAUCUGUCACUGCGCACGCGCCGUUCAACGGAACCACAGACGUUGAACUCGGUGUUUCCUUUGUCUCCAUAUUCAUCAUGGUCUACCACAUAUUCUUCUGGGUCUUUGGUGCCGCCGCGUCUCUUCAAUGGGACUUCCUUCCGGAUGUCCCACAGGGAGAAGAAGCAAUGAGACGAGUGAAAUGGAAUGAGAAGCCUAUCGGCGGAUUUCUCUACCGAUGGCUCUACCAACAAACGCAGGAGGAAGAAAGAAGACUAAAAUCUGCGGCAUUCUUUGGGAAGAUGAAAGGAUUCAUUGGGAAUAAAGAAAAUUUAGGAUCAAAGAGCCGUAAUUCUUUGGAGCAAGAAAAAAUUGAAGAGGACAUAUCUUCUUUCCCAGAAAUGUUAGAGGCAGGUACCGCUAGGAUUCAGCAGCAAAGCAUAGAUCCCGACGUUCAGCUCGCCCGUAGAGUUUCCAAAAUAUCCGCACAACUACCCCAGCACCAAUCCCAAUUUAAUCCCGCGUCCGCUUCACGUACACACUCACAUAAUUGCUCAGAAACGACUUUACCGCUAGAAGAAAAUCUAGAUGGCACAGUCACACAUAAUACCUCAAAAUGGGAACGUCUCUUCCCCUCGCGGUUCGCCAAAGCCAUUAAAUCAAUUUCGGUUAUUAUCACGCCAGUGACCAUUACUCUGGCAAUUUCCCUUCCCGUUUCAGUGAUUCAGCCAUUGAAGGCCCUGUUUACGGAUGCCACAGCCAGCGGAGGACCCGAUUGGACUGGACCAGAUGGCAGUCCCCCGUUAAAUUUUAUCAUGGAUACUGCGACAUUCGUUGGGGGACUGUGUAUUCCAUUGUCGCUCAUUAUCCUCGGAGCGUCUUUUGCUCGUAUGAGCAUUCCAAAACGCUUAAGCACUUUACCGAUACCAGCAAUGAUAAUGGUCACAUUGUCAAAGGAGGUUCUGGUCCCCGUUGUUGGUAUCUUCCUCACACAAACAUUCGUGAACAAAGGUUUAAUACCUAAAGAUAAUCUCGCACAGCGAUUUGUGGCUAUCUUUCUUAGUGGAACACCGACCGCUGUCAAGAAAAACAGUCAGUUGGUUGUCGCAAAUCUGUAUGCUCCCGAAGGAGGCAUGGAUACAUUGACAGCAUUCCUGGUGGUGGAAUAUACUUUCAUGUUCAUCUCCUCGACGUGA